Oncorhynchus masou masou (cherry salmon) is the source of this 2204-nucleotide messenger RNA. Its product is annotated as dystrophin-related protein 2-like. Lineage: Eukaryota; Metazoa; Chordata; Actinopteri; Salmoniformes; Salmonidae. Gene Ontology annotation, biological process: synaptic signaling. The transcript has 17 exons. The coding region runs from base 273 to 2162 and encodes 629 amino acids. Gene Ontology annotation, molecular function: zinc ion binding; protein binding. Gene Ontology annotation, cellular component: plasma membrane. The record is from RefSeq and is a predicted model, not a curated record.
UGUAGACAGGACACAUGUCACUCUGGGAAUAGUGAGGAACCCCUCUUAAAAUCACUCGAACUUCAGUGUGAGAGGAACACUAUGGUAGCACUGCUGUAGCUCCUGGAGGGAUUCUCUCGGUUGGGAUUCUAAUAUAUCAAGCUGCGGGGCGACCAGGGUGGCCGGGAUGCCACUGUGUGCCCUGCCAGUCCACGGUGGAUGCUGAGGGGCAGGAGGACGGAGUGGUGGGGACGAAGUGUAGCAGGCUGGGAGGGCAGCACACAUCUGGAGACAUGAAUCUGUGCUGGAACGAGAUCAAACGCAAGUCCCACAACAUCCGGGUGCGGCUCGAGGCGUUCUCCGACAACAGUGGGAAGCUGCAGCUCUCCCUGCAGGAGAUCAUAGACUGGCUGACGGCCAAGGACGAGGAGCUGUCGGAACAGCUGCCCAUAGGGGGCGAUGUGGGGGCCGUCCAACACCAAAGGGAGUUCCACCAGGUCUUCAUGGAGGAUGUCAAGUCUCGGGGGCCCUUCAUCUACUCGGUGCUGGAGUCUGCCCAGGCGUUCCUGACACAGCACCCCUUCCAGGAGCCCGAGGAGACGCUGCCCGACGGAAAAGAAGUGUCUCCGAGGAAACGGAUCCUGAACGUGAGUCGCUCGGUUUGGAAGCAGGCCAAUGUAACCAGUGACCUGUGGGAGAAGCUGACUGCCCGCUGCGUGGAUCGACACAGGCACAUGGAGCGGACCCUGGAGCGACUGCUGCAGACGCAAGCAGCCAUGGAGGAGCUGGCGAUGGCCCUGGAGCAAGCUGAGGGCGUCCGGGAUGCAUGGGAGCCUGUAGGGGACCUCUUCAUCGACUCCCUGCAGGACCACAUUGACGCCACCAAGUUGUUUAAGGAGGAGCUGACGCAGGUGAAAGAGGGCAUGAAGCACAUCAAUGACCUGGUUCAUGAGCUGGCCAUCUCUGACGUCCAUUUGUCCAUGGAAAACUCCCACUCCCUGGAGCACCUCAACAGCCGCUGGAAACUACUGCAGGCCUCCAUUGAAGAGCGUCUGAAGCAGCUGCAAGAUGCUCACAGAGACUUUGGCCCUGGAUCCCAGCACUUCCUGUCCAGUUCAGUGCAGAUACCCUGGGAACGUGCCGUCUCGCCAAACAAAGUGCCCUACUACAUCAACCAUCAGGCCCAGACGACGUGCUGGGACCAUCCAAAAAUGACGGAGCUGUACCAGGUGCUGGCGGAUCUGAACAACAUCAAGUUCUCAGCGUACCGGACAGCCAUGAAGCUGCGGCGGGUGCAGAAGGCUCUGAGAUUGGACCUGCUGAGGCUGGUGAGUGUGGUGGACGUGUUCAGGGAGCAGGAUCUGCAGCAUGGGGAACAUGUGAUGGAUGUGGUGGAGAUGAUCCAUGCCCUGACUGGCCUGUAUGAGAGACUGGAGGAGGAGAGGAGGGCCAUCGUGGUCAACAUCCCUCUCUGUGUGGACAUGUGUCUCAACUGGCUGCUCAACGUCUACGACAGUGGUCGCAAUGGGAAGAUGCGCGUCCUCUCCUUCAAGACAGGACUGGUGAGCCUCUGCAAUGCGGAUGUUCAGGAGAAGUAUAAAUACCUGUUCAGGCAGGUGUCUGGUCCAGGGGGUCUGACAGACCAGCGUUACCUCACUAUGCUGCUCUAUGAAGCCAUCCAGAUCCCGCGACAGCUGGGAGAGGUGGCCGCCUUCGGGGGGAGCAACGUGGAGCCCAGUGUACGCAGCUGCUUCCGUAUGGCCCCAGGGAAGCCAGCCAUCGAGGUAUCUCAUUUCCUGGAGUGGAUGAGCCUGGAGCCCCAGUCUGUAGUGUGGCUGGCUGUUCUACAGCGUGUGGCAGUGGCCGAGUCAGCCAAGCACCAGGCCAAGUGUUACAUCUGUAAACAGUGCCCCAUCAAGGGAUUCAGGUACCGCAGUCUGAAACAAUUCAACGUGGACAUCUGCCAGACGUGCUUCCUCACGGGACGCACCACCAAGGGAAAGAAGCAGCUCCAAUAUCCCAUCAUGGAGUACUACACCCCAACCACCUCAGGAGAGAAGAUGCGGGACUUUGCCAAGACGCUGAAGAACAAGUUCCGGUCGAAGCAGUACUUCAGUAAGCACCCUCAGCGGGGCUACCUGCCUGUCCAGUCGGUGCUGGAGGCCGAGAGCUCUGACACGUGAGUCAUACCCCUAUAGACACAGACGGCUAGAUAAACUGGCACU